GAACUACAGCGAGGGCGGCGGCGUGGCCCCCGAGGAUGUCAGUACUCUUCUUGUCCAAGCUUGCCGACUGGUGCCUCCUAAUCAGAAUCAUCUUGUCAGCAAAGUGUCUCAGCUGAUCCACCAUUUACUUAACAGAUUACAGUGGCAGUUGGAAAAGUUCCUCAUCACCUGUGGCACCUACAGCCCUUAACCGACUUUCCAGCAUUUGAUGACCGUUUAUCUCAAUUGUCCAUGAAUCGAUACUUGGAUUAGCCUACUUUGUCCCAACACGAUUAUAAACUCCUUGAGGACGGGGCUAGCCAUCUCUUCCUCUUGUAUUCCCGACAUCAUAGUAGAGACAGGGUAGCUAUUUAGCAGGCAUAUUUAUUCACAAUAUAUUUGUUGAGCAAACAUUUACUAUGUGGAGGGCAAUUUAGUUGAAUUAAGAUAUUUCAGUGGAUUGAGUCUUAUAUAUCUGUGUAUUUACAGCUGCCAGUGUCUGGCUAUUUCAAGGAAAAGUUACAAGGACUUUGCUAGAUUCUCCUUUAGUGGAGGGAGUAAAGGGGAAAGUAAAGAGAAGGCCCUGUCUUGAUCAAACUUUCAGGGCCUUUACAGCUGAUCUUUUUGACACAAAAAUGAUGGACACACACACUUUCUUGCUUUUACACAACUCAGUUCAGGUGAGUAUGCAUGUCUGAAAAGGAUAAAAAUAUUUUUUUAGAAGUUAGAUCAUAUUUGUUUUUUCUUCUAUCAAUAGGUCAUUGUUGAUGAACAGAACUUGGAUUUCCUGUUGGCAUAUACCAUUUCUGCUAUUCAACAGUGCAGUUCCUGGACACAUGUGGAAGUUCUUCAAGCCCUGGCAGCUCUGGUUUACUGCAAUGGCUCGAAAUGUCAAAAGACUUGCUAGGCAAGAGUGGACUCUUGAUGAAGUUGAGUGACUCGUCUCAGUCGGACCCUGAAGUUAGGAGAGCUGCAGUGCAUUGUAUGGCAAACCUAUGUCUCAGUGUACCAGGACAGCCGUACUUGGAGGAGCCCUAUCAAAAUAUCUGCUUCCAGGCUUUCUUGACCACUUUACAGUCUCCAAAGUCAUCUGAUAUGGAUGAUAUCACAUUUUGCAUGUUGUUACAAAAUGCAUUAAAAGGUAUACAGUCUCUUCUAAAUGGUGGGAAGAUGAAACUGACUCAGACUGAUGAACUUGGAGCUCUGCUAGCUGUGCUAAAGAAAUCCAUGUUUCAUGGACUCCCUGGACUGAGCAUAGAGAUGCCUACGGUGUUAUACCCCACUCCACUUCCUCAGUAUGAUGGGCGACCACCCGACAAACCACAGCAAUCGGAAUCCAGUGCUUCUCGACCAACUGUGAAUAGAAAGAAAAAAUCAAAAGUAAAACCAAAGAAAACCCAGCAAGGAGAAGAUGAGGAGGAGGAAGAACCCAGCGGUGAAAGAGAAGCAGCCUCGGUCACUGGCUCAGGCAGAGCGAACCUGCAUGAAGGGAGCCCUCAGUGCCCCCCAUCCGCGGGUGUCCAGAGUUUGCCGUUCAAUGGAAGUGGUGCUGCAGGAAAAGAGCGAGCCUCCUCACCCCUCAGUUCUUCCAGCUGGAAAAGGGUCAGCAGUAGUGAGUCAGACUAUUCUGAUGCUGAAGGAGGCAUGCAGAGUAAAAUGAGGUCUUACCAAGCCAAAGUUCGCCAGGGAGCAUUAGCUUGUUUUCUUUCUACUAUAAAAUCAAUAGAAAAAAAAGUUCUUUAUGGCUACUGGUCAGCCUUUGUUCCUGAUACCCCUGAACUCGGAAGCCCACAGUCUGUGUCCUUGAUGACUCUUACAUUAAAAGAUCCUUCUCCAAAGACGCGUGCCUGUGCUCUGCAAGUUUUAUCGGCCAUCUUGGAAGGCUCAAAGCAGUUUCUUUCUGUUGCUGAAGAUACCAGCGACCACAGAAGGGCUUUCACCCCCUUCUCUGUGAUGAUUGCUUCCAGCAUUAGAGAGUUGCACAGAUGUCUGUUGUUAGCUUUGGUGGCUGAGUCAUCCUCACAGACCCUUACUCAGAUAAUUAAGUGCCUUGCAAAUUUAGUAUCCAAUUCGCCUUACAACCGUCUGAAACUCAGCCUGCUGACCAAAGUCUGGAACCAGAUAAAGCCUUAUCUCCGCCACAAAGAUGUUAAUGUUCGAGUGUCAAGCCUCACUCUCCUGGGAGCCGUAGUUUCCACUCACGCACCUUUACCUGAAGUCCAGCUACUUUUACAACAGCCCUGUUCUUCUGGACUCAGCAAUAGCAAUUCAGCGACUCCUCACCUCAGCCCUGCUGACUGGUGGAAGAAAGGCAGCUCGGGACCCCUUCUGGAAGAGGCAUCAGUUAGCUCCCCUAAGGGCUCUUCAGAGCCCUGCUGGCUCAUUCGACUUUGCAUUUCCAUUGUUGUGCUGCCCAAGGAGGAUUCCUGCUCAGGUGGCGAUGCUGCGUCUACAGCAGGAAGCACCUAUGAACCGUCCCCCAUGCGAUUGGAGGCCUUACAGGUGUUGGCUCAUUUGGCAAGAGGCUACUUCUCAAUGGCUCAGGUCUACCUGAUGGAGCUUGGAGAGGUGAUUUGCAAGUGCAUGGGUGAAGCAGAUCCAUCCAUUCAGCUUCAUGGAGCAAAGCUUCUGGAAGAAGUGGGUACAGGCUUAAUACAACAGUAUAAACGAGAUUCCAGCGUCGCACCUGAUCAGAGAGUGCCCGUCACCUUGGUGGUGAUGUUCUGGACUAUGAUGCUGAACGGUCCUUUACCGAGAGCCCUGCAGAAUUCAGAGCACCCGACCCUCCAGGCGAGCGCCUGCGAUGCCCUGUCUUCCAUCUUGCCAGAAGCCUUCAGCAGCCUGCCGAGCGACAGGCAGAUCCUGUGCAUCACUCUGCUGCUUGGGCUGAACGACAGCAAGAACCGUUUAGUGAAAGCUGCGACCUCGCGGGCCCUGGGAGUCUACGUGCUCUUUCCCUGUCUCAGACAGGAUGUCAUAUUUGUUGCAGACACAGCAAAUGCAAUAUUGAUGUCACUUCAAGACAAGUCUCUGAAUGUCCGCGCCAAAGCAGCCUGGUCCCUGGGCAACCUGACAGACACCCUGAUUGUCAACAUGGAAACACCGGACCCAAGUUUCCAGGAAGAGUUCUCUGGUCUGCUGCUCUUGAAGAUGUUGCGGUCAGCCAUAGAGGCAUCGAAGGACAAAGACAAGGUGAAAAGCAAUGCAGUCCGGGCCCUUGGAAAUUUGCUUCAUUUUCUGCAACCGUCUCAUAUACAAAAACCCAGAUUUGCUGAAAUCAUUGAGGAGUCUCUCCAGGCCUUGAUUUCUACUGUUCUGACUGAGGCUGCCAUGAAAGUCCGAUGGAAUGCUUGUUACGCACUGGGAAAUGUGUUUAAAAAUCCUGCUCUUCCGUUAGGAACAGCCCCGUGGACCUCCCAGGCCUACAACGCCCUGACAUCCGUUGUGACAUCAUGCAAGAACUUCAAAGUGCGCAUCAAAUCUGCCACUGCCCUUUCCAUUCCGGGCAAGAGGGAGCAUUAUGGGUCUGUUGACCAGUAUGCUCAGAUCUGGAACGCAUUGGUCACUGCCUUACAGAAGAGUGAAGACACCACAGACUUUCUGGAAUUCAAGUACUGUGCCAGCCUGCGGACCCAAAUCUGCCAGGCGCUGAUUCACCUCCUGAGCUUGGCCAGCACCUCAGACCUGCCCUCCAUCAAAGAAACCCUUGAACUGAAUGGGGACAUGAUCCAGUCCUAUAUCCUACAGUUUUUAAAGUCAGGAGCAGAGGGAGAUGACACUGGAGCACCCCACAGCCCCCAGGAAAGAGACCAGAUGGUCAAAACAGCCCUGGAGCACAUAAGCAGCGUCCAGGCACUGACUGGCGACACAGCCAAAAGGGCCGUCAUGGGCUUUUUAGAGGACACCCUGACUAUUUAUUUUGACUCUGGAUCACAAGUAGCACUCGUAGGAUUAACACAUCGGUGAAUAUUCCACCAUACUUUCUCGGUGUCAAGUGGUAAUAGGAAGAUCUGAGUGUGAGCAUCAGAUGUGUGGCAUUUAGUCUUAGGGGCAGACACAAUCCAUCCACUGUUUAGUUAGAAUGAGUUAGCAGCUGUUUAAGUUUAUCAAAGGGCUCAACCACUUUAGAGAGCGGUUCCACUGUGAUGGCUGUGGUCCGGGUUGUUGGAACCUCUGACUUGUGCAACUAGGAGCAAGGAGUUGGGUUCUAGUGUGAACAGAGCAAACCAUGGGGAGGGGUUGUGAAGGGUGUUUAGUCUCAGUAGAUUAAAAAACAAUGCAAAAGGAUUUAGAAAUUAGAAUGUUGUAUAUUGUGUCUGUGGGAACUGUUUUUCUUUUCUAAUAAACUAAUGAAACAGUG
Molecule: messenger RNA, 4339 nt
Organism: Equus quagga
Lineage: Eukaryota; Metazoa; Chordata; Mammalia; Perissodactyla; Equidae
Gene: HEATR6
Product: HEAT repeat containing 6
Exons: 20
Coding region: 868-3945 (1025 amino acids)
Source: RefSeq, a predicted model, not a curated record